AUGACAUUCUGCACUGAUCAUUUAUCUAAACCCCCGCCCCCCCCAAUCUAUCUAUCUAUCUAUCUAUCUAUCUAUCUAUCUAUCUAUCUAUCAUCUAUCUAUCUAUCAUAUUCUCUCUCACCUCUCUCUCUCUCUCUUUCUCUCUCUUUCUCUCUCUCUUUUUCCUAUCUCUCUCUGCGUCCAUAUCUAUCUAUCUAUCUAUCUAUCUAUCUAUCUAUCUGUGUAUUUUUCACUAAUUUAUUUCUUUCAAUCAUUCUUUCUUUCUUUCUUUGUAUUUAUUUCCUGUCUUUUUAUAUUUUUCACCGCUUUCUUCCUUCUCACUAUUCUUUCUUUCUUUCUUUCUUUCUUUCUUUCUUUCUUUGUAUUUAUUUCCUUUCUUUUUAUAUUUUUCACCGCUUUCUUCCUUCUCACUAUUCUUUCUUUCUUUCUUUCUUUCUUUCUUUCUUUCUUUCUUUCUUUCUCAGUAUUUAUUUCCUUUCUUUUUAUAUUUUUCACUGCUUUCUUCCUUCUCACUAUUCUUUCUUUCUUUCUUUCUUUCUUUCUUUCUUUCUUUCUUUCUUUCUUUCUCAGUAUUUAUUUCCUUUCUUUUUAUAUUUUUCACCGCUUUCUUCCUUCUCACUAUUCUUCUUUCUUUCUCUCUUUCUUUCUUUCUUUCUUUCUUCUCACUAUUCUUUCUUUCUUUCUUUCUUUCCAACCAUCUCAUUCUUAUUCUCAUUUUCCUUUCUUUCUUUCUUUCUUUCUUUCUUUCUUUCUUUUCAUUCUUUCUUUCUUUUAAAUAGUAAUUCUUAUUCUCAUUUUUCUUUCUUUCUUUCUUUCUUUCUUUCUUUCUUUCUUUCAAAUAUAAUUCUUAUUCUCAUUUUUCUUUUUUCUUUCUUUCUUUCUUUCUUUCUUUCUUUCUUUUCUUUCUUUCUUUCUUUCUUUCUUUUAAAUAGUAAUUCUUAUUCUUUUUUUUCUUUCUUUCUUUCUUUCUUUCUUUCUUUCUUUCUUUCAAAUAGUCAUUCUUAUUCUCAUUUUUCGUUCUUUCUUUCUUUCUUUCAAAUAGUCAUUCUCAUUUUUCUUUCUUUUUUUUUGAAAUAG
Acanthosepion pharaonis is the source of this 1077-nucleotide messenger RNA. NCBI's taxonomy places the organism in Eukaryota, Metazoa, Mollusca, Cephalopoda, Sepiida, Sepiidae. The record is from the annotation of a GenBank genome assembly.